UCGCCGGUUUGCAGCAGGAAACGCUCACACAUUCUCAAUCCUAAAGAAAAACACUAUUCCUGUCGUAACUUCGCAGGCCGCUCAUAGCUGCGCGAAGAGCACGAGAGGCGAGCAUCCCUCUUGCCUCACAUGGACCGGGCCAACGUCUACCGCACGGUGAAGGUUGCAAGCGCGGCUCGGGCUGCCGGGUCCCGACGGCCCCUACGCCGCCCCGACUCGGUGCCGUUGCCCCAGCGCACCAACUGCCGCCGAGGUUUACGGCAGUACCGCCUCUGCAGUAGGCGGAACCGCUGAACCCGGGCCGGAGCCAUGGACCUGGAGGCCGGAGAGGGCGGCGGACCCUGCUGCGCCCCGGGCGGCAACUGCGCUUCGCUCCUGGGUUCGACCGGGAUGGCAGGCCGCUUCUUCGGCGAUGCUCCCGACGAUGAGCCACCCGGAAGGAGGCUUCCCGGCUCGGCAGCAGGAACAGCUGGUCAUCCUGCCAGCGGAACCGAAGCGAAGCCCGAGGGGCAGCUCACUCUGGAGGAGAAGAAAUUCCUCCUGGCCGUCGAGAGGGGAGACCUGGCCACAGCUCGAAGGUACCUGCAGAGUGCCGAGGCCGGCCUGAGCACCAUGAACUGCAACUGUGCCGACCCGCUGGGACGAUCGGCGCUGCUGAUGGCCAUCGACAACGAGAACCUGGAGAUGAUCGAACUUCUGCUGCUACACAACGUGGACACCCGCGACGCCCUGUUGCACGCCAUCAGCGAGGAGUACGUCGAGGCCGUCGAACUGCUUCUCGAACGAGAGGAAGCGACCCGGAAGCCUGGACAGCCGAACAGCUGGGAGGCCAUCGACCACGAGACGGCCGCCUUCACGCCGGACAUGACGCCGCUGAUCCUGGCGGCCCACCGGGACAACUACGAGAUCCUCAAGAUCCUGCUGGACCGCGGCUACAGCUUCCCCGCACCGCACGGCGUGCGCUGCAGCUGCGCCGACUGCGUGCGCGCCCGCUCCGAGGACUCGCUGCGCCACUCGCGCUCGCGCAUCGACUCGUACCGCGCCCUCGCCUCGCCCUCGCUCAUCGCCCUCUCCAGCAAGGACCCCAUCCUGACCGCCUUCGAGCUGAGCGGCGAGCUGCGCCGGCUGGCCUGCCUGGAACACGAGUUCAAGAGCGAGUACCUGGAACUUCGCCGCAAGUGCCAGGACUUUGCCACUGCGCUGCUGGACCACACGCGCACCUCGUACGAGCUCGAGGUGCUGCUCAACUACGACCCGACGGGCCCCGCCUUCGAGCACGGCGACCGCAUGCACCUCACCCGCCUUAAGAUGGCCAUCCGGUUCAAGCAAAAAAAGUUCUGCGCGCACCCGAACGUGCAGCAGCUGCUGGCGUCCAUCUGGUACGAGGGCCUGCCCGGGUUCCGGCGCAAGAACAUCAUCCUGCAGUCGCUGCAGAUCCUCAAGAUCGGCCUGCUCUUCCCCGUCUACUCGGUCGCCUACAUCGUGGCGCCACACUCCAACUUUGGCCGCACACUCCGAAAGCCCUUCAUCAAGUUCAUCUGCCAUUCGGCUUCAUACGUCACCUUCCUGUUUCUGCUGAUGCUGGCAUCGCAGCGCAUUGAGACCGUCGUGGUUGAGUGGUUCGGAACAGACGAGAUGAAACAGAAAGUGCGUAGUGACAUCACGACCAAAAGAGGAGCGAGUCCUAGCAUAGUGGAGUGGAUUAUUCUGGCCUGGGUAAUCGGUUUGAUAUGGAGUGAAAUGAAGCAGUUAUGGGAUCUAGGUCUCAUAGAAUACGUCGGUGACAUGUGGAACAUAAUAGAUUUUAUAACAAAUUCAUUGUACGUCGCCACAGUGGCACUAAGAGUCAUAGCCUAUUUACAGGUUCAAAAAGAGAUUGCUAUGAACACUGGGACCGCGUACCUUCCCCGAGAAAAAUGGGAUGCCUGGGACCCCAUCCUGAUCGCCGAAGGCCUUUUCGCCACAGCCAAUAUCUUCAGCUCCUUGAAACUGGUGUACAUCUUCUCGGUGAACCCUCACCUGGGACCCCUGCAGAUCUCCCUGGGCCGCAUGGUCAUCGACAUCGUCAAGUUCUUUUUCGUGUACACCCUGGUGCUGUUCGCGUUCGCGUGCGGCAUGAACCAGCUCCUCUGGUACUACGCGGACAGCGAGCGCCAGCUGUGCCACAGACUCAACCGCGACGGCGCGCCGGGUGCGCCCGCCGUCAAGAGCGACCACAGCGUCUGCUUCACCUGGAGGCGAUUCGCAAACCUCUUCGAGUCAUCGCAGACUCUGUUCUGGGCGAGCUUCGGUCUGAUCGACCUGGACAACUUCGAACUGUCGGGGAUCCAGAGCUACACUCGCUUCUGGGGACUGUUGAUGUUUGGCUCCUACUGCGUCAUCAACGUGGUCGUGCUCCUCAAUCUCCUCAUCGCCAUGAUGAACCACUCCUACCAGAUGAUAUCGGAGCACGCCGACGUGGAGUGGAAAUUCGCCCGGUGCAAGCUCUGGAUGAGCAAUUUCGAGGACGGCGGAACGGUCCCUCCGCCCUUCAACGUGAUCCCUACUCCGAAGACCGUCAGUUACUUCCUCCGAUGGUGCUACCGCAAGCUUUGCGGCAACUCCCGGUCGGCAAAGAAGGAACACCUCAAGACUAUCAGGAGAAAAGCCAGGCAAGCCAGCGAGCGAGACAUGAAGUACCAGACCAUCAUGCGUCAUCUGGUACGGCGCUACAUCACGAGCGAGCAGCGCAAGGCGGACAACCAGGGGGUGACGGAAGAUGACGUCAACGAAAUCAAGCAAGAGAUCUCGUCUUUUCGGUACGAGCUACUCGAGGUGCUCAAGGUUGGCGGCUUCAACACCUCUGGGGCCAGCGGACAGAGCCAAGGCAUUGGUGGCAAGAAAGGCCGCCAGCGAGAGCGCCGCCUCAUGAAGGGCUUCAACAUCGGCCUCAUCGAGGGCUCCGUGCCGAGCCCGCCCGAGAUCAACAUCGAGGAAGUGACGUCACGGAAGUCACCCGUCUCUCGGUUGGCCCGCCUGGCGCGCCUCGCCAGCAAGAACAAGGUGAAGCGCGGCCGCUGGGGCCACCUGGUGGAGGCCACGCGCAGCGCCCGCGCGGCCUUCUCGCGCAGCCGCAGCGAGGAGACUAUGAGCUCGAGUUCGUCCGGCUCGUCGGUGGGCCCCAAGGGGCCCGACUCGGUCUGCAACUCGGAGACGUCGCUGUCCAUGCGGGGUCGCAUCUCGCGCAAGUUCGGCACGCUCACCUUCAGCCGGUCGCGGCUCACCUUCUUCUCCGAGCAUGACUCGCUGCGGCACUCGUCCUCGGAGAAGCGCCGCGCGCACCGCACCGUCAGUGCACCGCCCUCGUCGGUGCUCCCAAGGGCUGCGAUGCAGGCCGAGCGCCAGGGUGCAGCCGAUGCCGCCGCGGGCGGCGGUUCGUGCAACGUGCUGGCGGCGGACUGCAAGCUGUCGCCCAUCCCGAGCUGCGCCAGUUCGAAAGUGCCCACACCGAGGAACUCUAUAAACGGCACCCUCGAACCGGACGCGUACGUGGGCGGCGCCGGAGGUUCUCGCGACUACGUGACCGCUGCCGCGUUGGCCAUGGCGGCGACAGCCGACGACCUGCCGCCGUCCCCGCCGCCCCCGACCGAACCCUGCGACCUGCCCACGGUGGUGGUGCAGCCUUCGUCGGAGCACGAGGACGCGCUCAAGGACUCGGACGAGUCGCCUGCCAACGGGUCCAUACCGCUUCUCACCAGAGUGUACGGGAUCGAACCCGUCGGCAAGCCGGCCAACAUGGGUUGGAUAUGACCGAGCGUCUCGGGGUCGUCGGCUGCGCACAGGCGUCGACGGCCCUCCUUUAUGCGCACAAUGAGCCUGGAGUGACGAUGGUCAGACGGGAAAAGAUAUGCAGGAGACAGCAGUGGUUUCGUCAGGCGUGCGACGCCAGGGGCGUUCAUGCUCACAAUAACGGCUUUGUUUCGUUCUCGCGACAGUUCGACGCGCUAUCUGCCAAGAACGAUAUGAGAUCUUCCUGAAAAUAAGUCACUGUAUGAAUUUCACGGGCCGGGCAAGCUUUUUCAAAUAGGGAAAUCUAUUUUGUCUUGCUUUUUAUCAAAUCCGUCUAUUUGAAAGUACUCCCCUUUAAAGUAAUUAACGUAACUACAUACACAAUUACAUACAUAAUUACAUUAACGUAAUUACAUGCACUUACAGUAGAGGUUAAGAAUUUUUAUAUUGACCGAAUGGAUGCCAAAGGAAUUGAAGCGCAGUGGAGGACAGUAGAGGAUUAAGAGCAUGGUGCGGCGAUAUAAGUAAAUUUGCAGGCUUUGGUUAGAAGAGGUUUAAACAAGCCUUCGUCCUGACAUAUAGUUUGUGCACUAUGGCUGGUCUACUUCAUGAAUGACUGGCAAGUAUUCGUCAAACUUGUCGUAAUUUCUGGGAAUGAUAGCAAAAAUUUGGCGGCUCAAUGCUAUCCUUCAACGUAUUCGCAUUAGCACAGCUGAAACUGGUGGCUUCGAGUCACAACGGCUGCUACUACAAAUUCCACAUGCAUCAUCAGGAAACAAAGCUGCAAGAAACGGCUGUGCGGUACUCAGGCUUAUGUAUGAAAAUGUGCAUCCAGAGUUUUUAUGAUCAUACAUUUCUCACAGUUAACUUUGUAUCUAUAGAAAAAAAAAAGGGAGGUGAUAGAGGAGGUUGCUGUCGUCCUUUUCAUUUCCUUUUUAUCUCCUGGCAUUUCUGAAAUCCCGCGAUCAUCUAGUGAAGAGCACUGGAAGCUGGAGCUAUUCGAGCACUAAUCGAGGAAUUUAAUUUGUGCCUACACGCCCGUUAACCUGACUGCUGCUUGGGCAAAAAAAAUUUAAAAACAAGAAAAUAAACAUGGUAGUGCGACGCGACAGCCAGAAGCCGCCAUCUCUCCUGCCUACAGAACCGCCUGAUGGCAACUGUCACCGGUCAACAAAGUCAACACUCCUGCGUGGUCAUUCUCUGCACGUCAACGUGUGCUCUACUUCCAGCCUGCUGACACCUCGACAGGCCACAGAGUAUAGCUGUGUAUAUAUGCGCUGGUGGGGACAAACCGACGAAGCGAAAAAGACUAUGCGCCAAACCACACUGAUGAGCUUUGAGCCAAGCCAGCCAAGAAGCAAGAAAAAAAAGAAUGACUUUCGGCCUCUCGACACUUUCCCUUUUUGACAUGUGCUGUGUUCGCGAUUGGACUUGACCACUUGCAUCCCCAGCGAGUUCCGCCGCUCUGUUGGCUGUGUUUUCCUGUUUGUCUGUGGACGGGGCUACCGUUGGAGUUUCUCUUUCCUUGUUCGUUGCGCGACCGAUGAAGUUUUGAAGCUGAAAGCAACGUGUGCUUCAGUUUGUGUUUAUGCAUCCUGUAUGUUUGUUGCUCUUUGGGAAAUGUUCUCUGGCGUAGGUAGUAGUCGUAAGCAUAAAACUAUAAGGCGAUUUGUACAGCUUUCUCUGUUCUAGCUUUGUCUGCUCCUUUUUUAUACGUAUAUUUGCGUCACAAUUGGUCACAAUAAGGGAGUGUUUAUCACUUUUAAACUGCGUAUAUGUCAGUGCCUAAAAGCACUUGCUAGAGUCCCAUCACAGAUUGCGGCAUACUAUCAGAUGGUGAUACCCUCUUUACGUGCAUCGUUCCAAAAAUAUCGAUAACUACGUACACUCUUAAACAAAAUUACGCCCUUUAGGUAGUAUUUUGCCACUCAACAAUAAUGGUCAUCUGUCUUGUCCACAUUUCCUUUCUUUAACGCUGCGAGCCCAGUACUUCCAAGUCACAAACGGCAUGCGCAUUAUCAGCAUGACAAAGCAUUCUCGACAGGAAGGUAGCGAUCUAGCGCAGCGUUUUCAAGAAAGGAAACGCAAGCAAGACAGAUGACGAUUAUCGUUGUACGGCAAGAUACAACCCAAAGGGUGUACAUUUGUUUAAAAGGGUACUUCUCUACCAAUGUGGCUGACAGAAGUAUAGAUGAUACAACUACCGUUUUGCUGUUCCUCAUCUUUUUUCUUGACAUUUCAAGAAACCUACAGAGUGGCAUCCGGUAUGCAGAACAACGUUGAUACCAGAGCGUUAUGUGUCAUGCGAUAUGAACUGUAUUUGUGCACGAACGAACAAAACGUACGUAGCUCGACAUCUUUUUGGCAAUUGGAAAGCACUGUAUCUAAGGCUACAGCAUUCGACGAAUUACACCUGCAAAGGUUGUGUAUUUUAUUCAUGAUGUUCUAUUUCAACUGCUAAGAAAGUUCAUUGACGACAAAUUUAUUGAAACACAACAUAAUUCUUAUAACGACUUUUGUGAGGAUAGGCAGACACCAUAACGCGUGUGAUCACAGAAGUCUGGUUGCAGCACUCCCUCAGGAAAAAAAAAAAGGCUAAUCGGGAACGAAUUCUGUUGCGCUUCUCGAUUGUCUAACGCUAGCGUAGGCCGCAAUGACACAUACUAAUUUUUUUUAUGUACGCUUCUUACCUCAGGUUCAAUUCACUACUUCCUUCUUACUUGCUUGUCUGACGUGCGAAAGAGAAUUCGAACAGAUAUGGUCCAAGACCGUAUUAGGGAGCACAUUGAGAGAUCAUACUGAUAUUAACGCCCUGCCGCUUACAAUAAAAGGUGUUUACAACUGAAAAUAAAUAACGGAAAGUUAUUUUCCCUCGGAAAACAGCCACCACAGCGUUCUCAGCAAUCAUGUUAUUCAGCGUUUUCGUUCUAAAAUCUAUGCUGGGUACAUGCCUCCGACGCCAGCGUCUGGCCACGGUGCUAAUGUAGCCGCAUACGUUGCAAUCUUUGUCUGGAGCACUUUCACGAACCCCCGUCCCCGCGCAAGCCUGUCGCUCACGUUGAGGAUUCUCAUUUUUCAGACAACGUGGGGGCAAUAUUGUAUGGCGCGAGCAGGUAAAGAAGAAGGAUGAGCAACUAAGCUACUGCGCAUUUGUUAUGUAUGUAAAGUCUGAUUAUAUUUGUCGGACGUAACGGAAAGUAGGAGACGCAUACCUCUAUAAGUUAUUCUCUUAUCGGUUUUCACGUUCAUUCUAUGGCUUGCCCAAAUGCGGUUUUAUCUUCCUGUGUCCUGUUUAACGAGUAAUGCAUGGUGCACUUAUAUAUUUAUUUAUUUAUUUAUUUAUUUAUUUAUUUAUUUAUUUAUUUAUUUGUUUGUUUGUUUGUUUGUUUGUUUGUUUGUGUGUUUGUUUGUUUGUUUGUUUGUUUGUUUGUUUGUUUGUUUGUUUUCAUUCAUUCAUUGGAGGGGAAGUCAUGUUCUUAGAUAUUCUCUUAAAUUCACGUGCUACGAGAGCGAAUUACAGAUCCCACUGAAUACUAAAGCAUCGGAGUUUUGACACACUAUGCCAGGUGUUCUUCUUUAACAGUGAAUCGGCAUUUAUUGUUCUUGAUGAAAAUGCUUACUGCAACUUUUUGUCUCCCAAAGCCUUGCAUGCGGCGAUGUUUCCGAUUGUCCUCGAGUACAUGAUGAUACCCACAAGAUAUUUCUCGAGUUUACUGCCCCACAUGCUGGUCUUGAAGCAACAUAUUCGAGUAAACCUAUAUAUUUUCAUAUGGUGUUGGGCCGUCUACAAAAGAUUGUUUUGAAACAAUGUAAAUGAGUUCGUUUAUCCUUUUCCAAAAGGCUGUAUCAGCUACAAGGAUGUCCUGUAGCAUUUCUUUUACGUUAGCAACACUAGUUGUAUAUACAACAUGUCGAAUAUUUAUUAUGUGAUCCGAGUACCGUAUCGAAUACUCACUAUUCGAAUCGAGUACUCACUAUUCGAUUCGGAAAGCAAGACGAUGGGUCAAUAUCCAAUUCGUUAUAUUAAUGUUACAAUAUUCGUAAACGUCUAGAAAUUAAUAGGUGAAUAACUGUCACGCCCAAGUUUGUGCAAAAGUGUCAACUAGAGCUCCAUAAUAUUUCGCAGCACAUCUGCAAAAAUGUUGCUCUUAUUGUGGCUAUUGUGUUUUACGUGUCAUUGUUCGACGCCGAUAAUUGUCUUAUCGGCAAGAAAAAAGAACUUGUAGUCAGCAAUUUGUAUAACGCGAACAACAUAUUUUUUUUUCAACCUCGAUAAGGCUUCAAGACAUAUCCCGCAUUUAAAAAAGCCCGUCACAUGCGUAGUUAGUUGUAUUCACACCGACACUUAGGCGCAGAGUACUGGACUGAUCACAUUAUCCUUGCUGAGCGAUGAACCGCGACCAACGUGUUAUUUAGUUCACUGCCCUCGCGAAGUAAACGGAGUCGCGAUCAACAGAUGCGAACCGCUGCCCGAAAGCCAGCAUCCUUGCCCAGGUGCGACCGAUGAAUUAUAUAUCAGACAUGCCCGAGCUUCUGUACAAUUGCAGUCGUAGGACAAAUUCCCUUCUUCACAGACAUAUGAGGCACGAAUCGCACUGAAAGGACUCGGGCGCUUGAGUUCCUUCAGGAGAAGAAGCGUGGACUGUUGGACGUAGUCAAAGCAUAGCGCCGUUUCAUCCAGCUUUGUACAGAGCUUCACGACACCAUUUUUAUCCAGCUUCGUAGACCGCAGUUGAUAAACUCAGCGAGUUAGCAAUCGAUAGUAGUAGUAACUAUCAGGUGGCUUGAAAAAGCAGGGGACGCGUGAGUGGAAGCUCCAAUUUAGUGCGUCCGACGUGUCGCUUUAACGCUUGAACAAAUAAGCGAGCAAAUACUUGACCUCCCAAGCGGACGCCGAUGGCCGGUGAACGCAAGAGGUUAUACAGAAGUUAAGAGCGUAUUGCAAAUUAGGACGAUGAUAUUCUGCAGUGUAUAAGUAUGCUAGAAAGUCGAGCUUCGCCUAACACGAGCUUAGUUCGGGACUAUAUUUUUUUCUAUAGGUGCGAUGACUUACGAUUGUAAAAUAAGCACUCAUAUUAAAGACCGAACUAUUUGAAUAUAUAGCGACUGAAUCUUCAGCAUAGUGAACUUAGGUUACUGAACACUCAAGUAACACACUUGACUAAAUGUUUCCUGAAGAUCUCCACUCCUUUUUCACACUCCCUCGUAUAAAGCAAGAAAAACACAACGGCUGCAGAGACUUACCAAAGCGCAAGAGAGAUAACUUAGCUAUAAUCUUUCUUAAGAGUUAAUAUUUGAAACUUUUCCCAGCGCCGAUAAAAUGAAGCGCCACAGCUUUCUUUGCCCGUUUGCCACUUGUUUGUUGACGGUUGCUAACCCAUAACUAGGCUUCAGAUCCUAUGCACCUAAUUCCAUGCGAACUUUGCGCGCUUAAGCGCGUUUCACUGGCACAAAGUUACUAGUAGUCUAGCGUCAUUGCUGGUGCGAUGUACUUCCCAGUAACAUGCAGCCGCCACGCCCCCGUGCGGCGGUGUUGGGCGGAGGGUAUACAUGCAGUGCUUACUCGUAGUUGGGAAAUCUGCCCAUCGGUAGCUCGCCAGUUGAAACUGCGUAAGUAGCUCCAGACAUACGGCGCUCUUCUCUUAGAACAGGUAUUUUUAUCGAUCACGUACAUACUCGUUUCUGCAAGGUAAAGAUCACGCGGUUUAACGCGUCGCCUCCUUGCAACUUAAUGACCACGAGCGACGUGAUGCCUUUUCUUAGGUAGAGGCUUAAGUGACGACCAAGGUUCUCCGAAAGCACUCAGGCAGUUCGUCAUUAGCAUGGAUCAAGAACUUGUUCGGGAAGGCGGUGUGCCAGGGCAGGCCGGAGGACUGCCGUGUCUUAUUGUAGCUUCUUUGUACGCUUCGAGCAGCAGCGAUAUAACUUGCCACCGUUCAUGAAACUGUUUCUCGUCCAUUCCAUCAGUACCUUCCCUUUUCCAUUCACCUAAAUAUAUAGAGUGAGAAAAGAGGUACUACUUCUUUUGUUCUGUUCUACGCCAGACUUUCCUUCUAUGCAAGCAAAAGAAAAAAAAACGGAUUAUGAUAUCUCGCGGUAUUAGCGUAGCCGAUAAGCAACCGCAGAUUAUUUUCUCACGCCGCUGUUUCUAUAGGCCCAUUCGGCUUUCUUCUUUUAUUUUUCACGUUUUCUUGUCCUCAUCAUUUCCUUUUCUUUCUGUGGUUACUGGAUCAGCGGAGUACUUGUCCAGCCCCCACCCUCCAACGCACCCUCACGUGCUCGUACGUGUUCUGCAUCUGACAUAGUACAACGGUGUCACGUGGCCAUUGGGCAUCGUAGACGAGCUCCGUCUGUCGGGGACGUGCUGUCGCGUUUCAGGGCAAGUAGGUUCCUCGCACAGGCGAUCGCAAGCGGCCUAAGGAGCUCCCCUUCGGCUGUCUGAAACAGCGAACCAGUUCAUGCGAUGAGGUCUACGUAGCUCGUUCGAGUAGCUUUUUUGCACACCCUAUAGUGCUGUAAGCGCGUAGUUUGCAAAACGGUGACUAAAAAUUGCUUCGCAGCGGACGCUUCUCAAAUGUACUGGGGCGGAAAGUGACUGAAAAUCAGGCUGGAAGCUAAGACGCGAGAUCCUGCAGUUCUGAAAUACGUUUUUUUUUUGCUUGUUUGUUCGUUUGUUUGUUUUGUCUUUUCGGCCAGACCAGAGUUAUGAGAAAUACCAGUGGCGCGAAUGGUUAAAAGCGCGGAAGGAGUGCCGUCUAAAAUUUAAAUACGUAAAUACAAGGUCUCGACGUGCGCUCCAGGCCAUUUCUCUUCGUAUUGCAGCAUCAUUUUACUCACCGAUCCAUUAAUUUGCAUGUAUUACUGUUCUUUUGAAAAUGUAGGCAGCGUAUCUUCAAUGCAUGCGUUUACUGCAAGAAUAUCGGCCAGAUCUAUUCACUGCAACGAUAGAGACUGCAUCCGAAUGCCCGAUUCUAGGAUGACCAUGGGUUCUCGCGAACUGAAAUGGCCUACCGGAGGACUUGUGGGGCGUGCUUUAGAGAAGGCAAAGUUCAAGCUACGGGUACUUUCAAUUCACUCCUGUUUUGGUGAUGAUGAUCAAAGACGUAAAAACCUGCUGUAGUUGUCACUAUUCGGCCCACAACUGGGAGCGACCCUCACAAAAACACCCCUGUAGUUCUUAUUGUUUUCCUUCGAUCCCACGCUUGUUGGAGAAGCAUAAUAACCCGAAUUGUUUUUGUUUUUUCGUUAUUAUCAAAAGAGACUAUCGCUAUCACACUCCGUUAUAGUACUGCGUGCGCAUUUAUUAAGCAGUCAUCUAUAUGCACAGUUGCCGGCAGCUUUCAGAAAGUGUAAGAAGCGCAAGCUUUCGCUUUUUCUUUUUUUCCCCCUUUUUUGGUCUUGGAGCGCAAGAAAGUGAAAGUACCAGAUGAGCUAAACCCCGUUGCAGGCUUUGUGGCUAGUGUGAUCAAUUAACUUAGCGUGUUUUCUAUUUGUUGGCAGCUGCCAGAAAAAGUUUGCAGGCAUGGAGGCCCCAUUCCGCUUUGCUUCGACAGAAGCUGACAAAAAAAGAAAUCAAGAUAGCGGAAGUUUGAAUGAUUCGCACCAAAUUCUACCCACGCCCUUCUGCGGCUGACGGACGGGCCUUUGAGCGAGAUGGAUUGGCUCAAAAAGUUUCAGUUAUCACAUCAAAUACUGGUCUGCGGUUUUGGCUUAUAUUUCUUAUGUGCCGUUUUCUUAGCCGUAAGCUCGGGCUGCGAGGCACGAUUUGGUUGGGACGAAACAUUAUGUUGUUGUGACUUUUGUCGUUGCUUACCUGAUGGGAAAACUUGGACGCCGCGAUCACUGUGUCAAGGUGUGGAGUCCCAUAGCUUCUCUUAAAGUUUGUCUGUGUUGCUCCCACACCAUGUACAGAAUUUUUGACUGUUCAGAGAUGUCAAAUAAAAGAAUUCUGCUGAUAAUCAAA
This is a messenger RNA of Dermacentor andersoni, 11731 nucleotides long. Its product is annotated as transient receptor potential-gamma protein-like. Gene Ontology annotation, molecular function: inositol 1,4,5 trisphosphate binding; protein binding; store-operated calcium channel activity. Gene Ontology annotation, cellular component: cation channel complex; plasma membrane. The record is from RefSeq and is a predicted model, not a curated record. Gene Ontology annotation, biological process: calcium ion transmembrane transport; regulation of cytosolic calcium ion concentration. NCBI's taxonomy places the organism in Eukaryota, Metazoa, Arthropoda, Arachnida, Ixodida, Ixodidae.